Corticium candelabrum is the source of this 873-nucleotide messenger RNA. RefSeq lists its product as uncharacterized. NCBI's taxonomy places the organism in Eukaryota, Metazoa, Porifera, Homoscleromorpha, Homosclerophorida, Plakinidae. The coding region runs from base 33 to 692 and encodes 219 amino acids. Gene Ontology annotation, molecular function: oligosaccharide binding. The record is from RefSeq and is a predicted model, not a curated record. The transcript has a single exon.
GAAACUACACAGCCAGGUCGUGUGCCGACCACAUGGAACACGGGGAGUCUCACUGUGGAUAUUACGUCGUCGAUGAUGGACAAGAAAGUUACGUUGUCUUCUGUGAUAUGAACACCGAGAUUGGAUUUGCCUACACACUCAUCGAGUCGUUUGCUCUCAAACACAACUCUUUCUUUCGAUCGAAAAGUCUGACUGUCAAUUGGCCUAUCAAUGAGAAUUCACCCAACUGGAACAUGUACCGUCUCUCUCACAGCAGAAUGUCCCGUAUUAGAGAUCGCUCCACCUACUGGAGAGCCACGUGCAACUUUCCAUCCGUGGGAAUUGACUACCAAGACUACGUGAGAGCAAGAAUUACAGAAGUAGAUCCAACAAAGCAGACCUUGUCUGCGACUUGCAAAAAGGUAGAAUACAUCAAUUUGCGUGGUCACCUGGGAUUACAGACGACAGUUCCAUUUUGGAAUAGUAAUGGCGUUCAUAUGCAUACUGACAGCAGCAACACAAAAUGUGCAUUUAAACCCAACACAGGCGCAGUGAAUUCUGAAGACAACUGGGGCUACUACGGUACGGUGAACCCCAAGUUUCGUUGUACAGCAACAGCAGAAUCAACAACACAAUACUGGAUGGGAGACUACAUACGGGGCAACGUGAAAGACAAGAAAGCACAGUGUAAAGACUGUGGAAAAAUUUACUAAACGUCUAGCAAUCAAUGCGUGUACACAAAUGCAGCUGUGGUUUGCUCGACUCCACUGUUCAAGGUGUAGUUUACAAUUGAAACAGUUACUGUACAACAGUUUGCCACCAAGUGUAGAUUAGAUAUUGGAAACUUAUAUUGGUGAAAACGUUUGUCGCGCGUAAGUAGAUUGGUGAAAAAGA